AUGAUUCCAUUGACUCUGAGCCAGCGAACGGGGUUCUUGAUAUCCACGCUGAGAGCCAAGCCGAGAUUUCGUUUGUCGAGUCUCCGUCGCCGUCGUUGGCUAUUCUUUGGUGCACCUCCGAAUCGUCGGCAGCUGCCGAAAACCGACGCGGAAGGAAACGAGAAUGCCGGUGAUUGCUUGUAUAACUGCUCGAUUUCCUUAACUCCGCCAACAAGGUUGAACUUGUUUCAGAUGAUUCGUCCAAGGAAGCGCAGCAUUGCGUUGAUCUUGGUGUUCUUGUGCUUUGGUUUCACUCUGUGCUUGGCCAUUGCUGGCAUGACGAUGUCGAUUGCCAGCCAAGACCAUUCUAUUGCACUCUCUUUGGUUCCGACGGGUCUCUCCUUCUCAGAGUCUCUUCCUGUGUACACCCAGGCGGCCUUGAAAGACAAGACUUCUCCCCAAUCCAGAGCGUUGGAUUGGCUGAGCAACCGUCCUGGAUACCCUCGCCUUGAGCGGUGGAGGAAGCUGCAACUGUACGCCAUUGCCACGUUUUACUUUGCAUACAAGGGCGACCAGUGGUGGGACAAUGAUCAGGUACGUUGGUGGAGUCAUACAGUUACCGAGUGCGAGUGGGGAGACCGGGGUAACGGGGCCAAUACUUGCGACAAUGGACGUAUCACGUCUCUCUCACUCGAGUCACAAAAGGAGCGCAUCAGCGGAGCAACGACACUUCCCGAGCUGGCACUUUUGUCAUCGCUAGAAAACCUGAAGAUAUCCCUCACCGAUCUACCCACUGACUUGGCGGAAGUGCUGCCUUCUGAGCUUGCAACCUUGACAAGUUUGAAAGGCAUUCGCGUGUUUGGGAAUAGCAUUCAUGGACAGCUUGGAAGUUACCUUGGCGACUUUCAGCAACUGACCAACUUGAACUUGGGAUCCAACGAAUUGACAGGUCCAAUUCCCAGCUCUCGUCUUCCGUCGUUGCGGUACUGUACUUGA
This is a messenger RNA of Seminavis robusta, 975 nucleotides long. Lineage: Eukaryota; Bacillariophyta; Bacillariophyceae; Naviculales; Naviculaceae. The record is from the annotation of a GenBank genome assembly.